Aspergillus niger is the source of this 213-nucleotide messenger RNA. RefSeq lists its product as hypothetical. The record is from RefSeq and is a predicted model, not a curated record. The transcript is spliced from 3 exons. Bases 1 to 213 code for a protein of 70 amino acids. NCBI's taxonomy places the organism in Eukaryota, Fungi, Ascomycota, Eurotiomycetes, Eurotiales, Aspergillaceae.
AUGAAGAGGGAAUUGAGGAGGGGUAGACGCGUUAUCGCGGGGAAAGUCGUGGCAUCAAAUAGUGAAGUGGCGGACGGGCGCCGAUACCGGGCAUCUGGGCAUCAACUUGGCCCAGGGAAAUUGACGAUAUGCGACCAGGAGCUGAUACUUGAUAACGUGUUGAUAAGGCGUGUUGAUAGCCGGCCUGGUUAUCGUGCUGACACCACACUUUGA